CUGGAGUUCACACACACUCACACACUCACUCCCAGACACAGGCGUGCUCUCAGUCUCCCUCCCUCCCUCUCUCUCUCUCUCUCUUUGUGCUCGUUGCGUGUUUCAAAACCUGAAGCUGAAGGAACGCUCAGGUUCUUCUGUGGACACCAUCUUUCAGACGUGGAUUAUGAUGGCUUUGAGGCUUGGACCUUUGGACAUUUUUGUUUCCUGACUUCUCUUCCUGGAAAGCCAGUGUACUAAAAGGACUGACCCUCUUAUUGGGCAGAGAGGAAAAAGCAACAUCCUCUUGGAUUGAGUGGAAAACCUCCUGGAAUACCAGUACCCUAAACGGACUGACUCUUCGCCUGUUUGUUUGGAUUGUGUUUGGGUGGAUUGUUGUCAUCAUGCCGAUUCUGAAGCAGCUUGUGUCCGGCUCGUCUCAGUCCAAGCGCCGUUCCCGGGCUGAUCUGACGGCUGAGAUGAUCAGCGCUCCGCUGGGAGAUUUCCGCCACACCAUGCACGUGGGUCGGGGUGGCGAUGCCUUUGGAGACACUUCCUUCCUGAGCAGCCGGUCCGGAGAACCGCCUCGGGACUCGCAACCCCAGCAGAUUUCGCCCAAGCAGGGCCUGCUGUCCCGCACCUUCAGGAGCAGCAAGCGUUCACAGUCUGUCAAUCGCCCGGACAAGAACGAAAACACCAAAACGCCGCCCUCUAGUGGCUCGCCUGGUUACGUGAAGACGGCCAUCUCUCUUCCAUACCUUAACAACGAGGAUACAAACCAGGCCAGUAGAGGAGAAGGACCCAACCUGCCCAAGAGUGUCUCUUCCAGCCCAGUCAAGAUCCUUUCAGAAGUUGACCAAAAGCUGGCCAGUUUUGCAGACAGAAGUGACCCGGAGCUGGAUGAGCACAACUUCGGCGUGCUGACAGACCUGCCCGUGUCGUUGUCACCCCCUUGUGGUGGCGGGAUGAAGCAUGCCGAGUCCAUCCUUUCGUUCCACGUGGACCUGGGUCCCUCCAUGCUUGGAGACAUUCUCGGUGUCAUGGACAAGAAGGUGUGGGAUGAAGCUGACUUUGGCUAUGAGGACGAUCACGGCUCGCCCGCAUCCCGUCCAGUCAGAGAGCCCAAGGAGGUGAAGGAGGCGGAGUCUCCAGUGCAUCUGCCCAAUCUUCAAAGCCGAAACGAACAGCAGCAUCUGGACAGUUGCUCCAUGUCCAGCUCGGAAUCCGUGGAUGAAAAGCCCAACAGCCAUAAUACGGAUAUCAAGAACAGAGCCACGGAUGACAGGGAUUUCACCUACAUGGACGAGGAUGACGACGACGAGAUCAGAGUCUGAAGACACAUGGAAGGAUUGAGAAGUUCGGAAUGUGAUUUUUGAUGGUUGCACUUGGGAAAACCGUAUAAACUGGAUAAGUGACUUGGGGGCCACGUCAGACUGGACAAGCUGUUGACUGUAGAAGGUGGAGGGCGGAAGGUUUCCUGUGUUACAGGAAUGGUUUGGUGAAAAAUCUAAUUUACACAAUAUUUUUCUCCCUUACCCCAAAUGUGCUCAGUCAGCCAAGACAUGCUGGUGUCUGAGGUGUGUUUCUUUGGUUUUAGCGCCGGCGCUAGAAGGCUAAUGUAGCUAACGGGUUAUGGGCCGUGCCAAUCAGCAUGGUUCUGAGUUGAGUAAUCUAAACUUGCUUAUGUGGUUUCCGGUAUUCUGUGUCUGUAAAAUGGACAUGUUUACGUUUUAAUUCACGGUUAAAGUUGCGUUAAGCCACUAUGUAGUUUGGUCAGUAUUUCCAGUCAAAAAAUUAAUGAAGGCAACUUCGGACACCAAACAUGUCUUGGCUGGUCAACUUCAUUUGUGGUCAGAAGGGGGAAUAAGUGAGGGAUUAUAGCCAAACUGUUGCUUCAAGAAGAGACCAUGUGGAGGAACUAACACUACAGAUCUCAGCACUAGAGUUCUUCACUCUAGAACCUGUUCCAGGAAUACCGACUGUCCAUUACAGGUCUGUUUAAUGAUUGAGAGUCUGUUUUAAAUGUACAUAGUGACCGCAGAGUGCAGUAACUGAGCUGAGAUGUUCAGGAGACACAAAGUGCUGGAUGAAAACUCUCAACACGCAAACACUCGCGACCUCCCGUGACCUCCGCCUGGCCACGUUAACAGCUCCUCGGCCUCAUCGCUCCGUCUGCCGAUCGUCUUCCCACCGCUGCCUUAAAUCGGGAGCUUCCUGUGUUUGACAUUCAGUCUCAGAGCUUUACCGUUUUCACACUAAACUGAAACCAUCAGCUUUUUGCACAGCCGUGUCAGAGUUCUCACCUUCAUCUAGAACCGUUCUCAUCCCCCUUCUGCUCCUAUGUGAGUGUGUAAAAAUGACCUCUUCUAAAGAGAAAUCAUUUAAAAACUAGUCAGUGUCUCUAAUAUUUCCCCUUUUUGGGAUGCACUCUUAGGAAAGAGGGUUCUGUUCAGCAGAACCUCUUUAUAGUGCUAUAAAAAAGAUGGUUCCUCAAGGGUUCUGUAGUAAAGAAAACGGUUCUAUAUAGAAACAAAAACACUCAUUUGCAUGCUUAAAUGCUUCUUGCAGAGAACCUUUUGAGCAUGCAAAGGUAAAACCAGAAUCUAUAGAACCAUUGCCUUUACUUAAGAACCCUUGGGUCUUUUUUAAGAGCUCGUUUUUAAAAGAACUUCUUUAAAGAAAGAACCAUAUAUAACAAGUCCGUCAUUGUGCCAAGUAAUAUUCAUGCAGGCAGAUGGUUCUUUUGAGUGUUCCUGGUUCUAGAAAACCACUGCCUUUACUAAAGAACCCUUGGAAGAACCACUGUUUGUUAAGGGCGGAUAACAGCGCUGUGCAACUGUUCAACCCAUUUCUACUCAUUUCUACACGUUUUAUGUAGAGAACUGAUCUCAUUCCUUUGGCAGAUGCUGCUUUCAAGCUUUGCUUCUUUAAUCAGUUCGUCUGAUUCUCAUCUAGUGUUGUGUUUAUCCAGUUUUCCAGGAUAAAAUGACUUAAAAAGGAUGAAAAAUGUGUAGAAAUAAGCUAAAUAAUCAUGUGCUAUUCUUACAUCAGCCUCAUCAUGGGAUUUAUUAGACACGUUGACUGGAUUUAAGACAGUUGUAUCUAACAAGACGUCAUCAUGUACAGUGUGUGCAGAUCUGAGAGUUUGGUGGAGGAUCUCCUGUAAGGUCAGACGCAGGUCUGAUCCAGAGAGGGACUCUGGUAGAGAAUGAAUGACCAACAGGGUUCUAGCAGCAGUGAGGGGUGUGGUUUACUGUGCAAACAGCGCAGAGCCACUCAGAAGAUUGGAGUCACUGUUUUCAGGACAUACGAUCGAACAUGCGCAUUGACUCUAAUACGAGUCUAAUAAUCUAUAGAAUUCAAAGCUGUAGUUUCCGAUGAUGAGCAGAGCUGCAGAUGAUUCGAUAAUGAUUAAGAAAGCUGGACAUCAUAGAUAAUAUAACCUUAUAAUAACAUUAAUAUGCAGAAUGACUCAUAAUUGAGAAGCAGUGACCAAACUAGCUACUCAUACACUCUUAAACAGGAUUAGACUAAAGACUAUGGUUCCAUAUAGAACCAUGAACAUGGUUUUGUGCUUGGUGAAAUGGUUCUUCAGAUUAGUGGAGUGUGUAUUAUGUGAUUCUAAAAUAGAGCCUUUUUGAAAAUGGUUCCAUUUAGCACCAAAAGCGAUUCUGCUGCUGUUGUGGUGUCAAGCUUGUAACAGCGGAAGGACCCUAUUUGGUGCUAUAUAGAACCCAUUCUCCAUCAAUCUGAAGAACGUCUAUAUGGGUCUAUAUGGAAAUCGUGGUUCUGAAUAGACUCAUUCUUUACUAAAGAACCCUUGAAGAACCGUCUUUUUUGAGAGUAUAGUAGUUACGGGGCUAUUUACUUUAUUAUUUAAUAAAAUUAGUUCUUUUUUUUAACCAGAACUACAAAUUAUUCCUAGAAUUGUUAUCCAAAACUGUCAGUUUAUCUUUUGAUGUCAUCUGUCUACGACAUGUGAUUCCAAACUGUUGAAGUUUGGUGUCGAAGUGCCUGUGUUUUGGGGAAGUGGGGCUGAUUUGAGUUUGAUGAUAAGUGGUUAAAUACAGCUUAUAAGGAUGCAUACAGGUGUAGAGCAGAGACGGUCAGAUGCUCUUGUGUGGUUGAACGUUUAGGGUGUAGUUUUUUUGUUGUUAGUCGUGAUUUUUAGGGAUGAGCAUCAUCGAAGCAGACAGUUCACCAGCUGCAGUUACUUUAGCAUCGGUUCACUCUCAAAAAAUGAAGCAGUGCGUCCCGUUUCAGGGGCCGCGUCCUUCAGAGGCUGCAUUUGAAGGCCAAUUGUGUCACAGUGGCGCAACUAGGCCGUCCCAUUUCGAAGGCUCCUUCAUAUGCGGCCGAGAAAUGUGUCCUCCUUUUCCACGUCAACGAAGGAUCCUUCGCCAGCUGACAUAUCCCGAGGUUCCUGCGUUUCAGCAAGGAUUUGAGAACAUUGUGGCGUCAGUAGAGAAGCGAACGUCGGCUGAAGAGACACUUUGAAAUAUAAGUAUUAGGUUUAAACUCUCCAACUCGAUAAUAAAAACAAACAACUAAAAUCAAAGUUUCUGGCAUCUUUAAAGAACUUUACAAUAACUUGAUAAGAGCAGUGUUUCAUGAUGCAGAGGUGAGGGCAGAAACAGGGUCUAAGCAGCCUUCGAAGGACACGCCUUCGUAGACUGCGUCCUUUGAAGGAUCCAGCCCCUGAAUUGGUACACACUGAAGGUGCCAAAAAGACGGACCAGUUUUGGCUCCCUGAAGAACCUUUCAAAUGUGCCUUUGAACCAAGGCCACAUUUGGUGCCCUAAUUCCUUUCAGUUUAGUGCUUUUAAUUGAGGUUUUUAAGGCAGUUGAAAUGUUCUUUACUGAACUUUUCUCAACUUUUCACUCCUCUUUGGAGUGAUGCAGUAGAAGAACCACUUUCGGUUCCUGUCAGAGGACGGUUGUUAGCUGAGUUAUCCUCCAGCUGCUGCAGCAUGGCUGAAGAUACUCUAAGCAGGUGAAAUAAGUGAAAACACCAUGAGUUAAAUCAGUGAACAUACUAAACGGCGCUGGAUCUGGCCGUCUCACAUGUUCUGGCCGUCUCCAAGGUUCUGCCUGUGCUCUUGCUGCUGCUGAUUUAGAAGACGGGCUCAAACUCAUCGUCACGCUGGACGUCCUGUCUUUACCUUCUGUAUUUAUCCAAAUGUUCUGAACUUUAUUCCUGGGGAGCGUCCACAAAGCAGUUAGCCAGAUAAUUUAAACCUGAGUCUGUCCACUAGGAGAGGAUGUCGUGGAUGUUCAUACUAGACAAACCUCAUUUUGGGCUCAAGAUGACCAGCUAAACUGGGAAAUCCAGCCUCUACAGUCUGAAUCUGCAGGAUUUUCCAUUUAACUUAAACCCCAAAAUCAGGUCUGUCCAGAAGGAGGAAACACAACGCACAUCUCUACUGGACAAACCAGCCAAGCUGAGAAAUCCGGAAGAUGAUGUAUUAUAUAACGCCUUUGUUUCUGAAGCUUUUUAUGUAAAACUAUAUAUCUAUAUAAAACUGUCAAUCAGUUCUGUGAUCACAGUGAGGUACAGACUUCAGCCAAUCAGGGGACAGAUUGGUUCUGUAAAGGCUUCAUUUACUUCUGUAGAUUCUGUUCAGUAAAUCUCUCAGUUUAUA
Molecule: messenger RNA, 5621 nt
Organism: Pygocentrus nattereri (red-bellied piranha)
Lineage: Eukaryota; Metazoa; Chordata; Actinopteri; Characiformes; Serrasalmidae
Gene: cdc42ep4b
Product: CDC42 effector protein (Rho GTPase binding) 4b
Exons: 2
Coding region: 384-1313 (309 amino acids)
Source: RefSeq, a predicted model, not a curated record